Messenger RNA from Frieseomelitta varia, 1526 nucleotides. RefSeq names its product threonine aspartase 1-like (gene Tasp1). The coding region runs from base 378 to 1433 and encodes 351 amino acids. The record is from RefSeq and is a predicted model, not a curated record. Gene Ontology annotation, biological process: protein maturation. Gene Ontology annotation, molecular function: threonine-type endopeptidase activity. The transcript has 10 exons. NCBI's taxonomy places the organism in Eukaryota, Metazoa, Arthropoda, Insecta, Hymenoptera, Apidae.
UGUGUGUGUGUGUGUGUGUGUUAUGUAUAAUGUUGCUGAGUAAUAUGGCGAAAUAUAUUUACGCCUAUCUAUCUUACAAGAUGAAAAUUUUGAAUGGAAUCCGAUUUAUCAUUAAAUCAUAAAAAUCUGAGUUCACAAAGGAAAACCGUUAAGCAUAAUUUUCGAAAAGAGAAGAAUUAUUUUCUCCAUAGGCACCAAAAAAAAAAGGUCUCAGAUGAACACCAAAUACACAACUAUCGUUUCAAAUUUAUUUAUAUAAAACUUAACUUGAAUCGUUCAUAUUGUCAUAAAUAGUAAUAACAUUUGUAAGAAAACAUAUAUUUUAUGAGCUGUGAUUAAAAAGAUAGAGAUUCAGCAAUAGCAAAAAUUCAGAUGUAAUGACUGAUGGUAAUCAAGGAUUUAUUGCCGUUCAUGUGGGGGCAGGACGACAUUCGCAAGCUCUUAAAGAGAACUAUCAGAAACUAUGCCGACAAGCAUGCAAGGCUGGUAUACAGAAUUUGAAGUCUGGUGGUAGUUCAUUAGAUGCUGUAGUUGAAACUGUAAUAGUAUUGGAAAACUCUCCCUUAACUAAUGCUGGAUUUGGGUCCAAUCUUACAUUGGAAGGAACAGUAGAAUGCGAUGCAAGUGUAAUGGAUGGUGCUACAUUACAAUUCGGAGCAGUUGGCGCAGUUAGCGGAAUAAAGAAUCCUGUUUUAUUGGCAAAACGAAUUUGUGAACAUCAGUCAAUUAAAAUUGCAUAUGGCAGAAUUCCACCCAGUUUCUUAGUUGGGAAUGGUGCACAUGUAUGGGCACGAGAAAUGGGAAUACAGCCAUUAUCUCCAGAAAAAUUAAUUUCAGCAAAAGCACGGAAGAUAUAUAAACAUUAUAAAAGGAAAAUAGAAGAUUCUAAUGCAGAGAGUUAUAAGUAUACUAAACAAAGAAUGGAUACAGUCGGAGCAGUAUGUGUUGAUAAAGAAGGAAAUAUUGCCGGAGCUUGUUCUAGUGGUGGUAUCAUUCUAAAAUAUCCAGGAAGAGUAGGACAAGCAGGAAUGUGGGGAUGUGGAACAUGGGCUUAUAAAGACAAGUAUUCUAUAGGAACAAGCACCUCGGGCUGUGGAGAACAUCUCAUUCGCACUUUGCUAGCACGAACAAUUGCAGAAGCCAUAUCACAUAAUACUUGUCCUAUUACCAACUUAUACCAUUCUAUGAAAGCUGAUUUUAUCGAUUCGAAAUUCUUGUGUGGACUUGAACAAAAACUUGGAGGUGUUAUUGCUAUUCGAUAUGCCCCUCAAGAAGGAGUAGGAGAUUUCCUUUGGAGUCAUUCUACAAAUUCAAUGAUAAUAGGUUACAUGAACUCGAAUGAACAGACACCAAUGAGUCACAUGGCUGUUCUUCCACCUCAUGAAGUUGGCAAGAAAGCGAUUGUCGAAGGAAUUUGUUUUAAAAUUACAUAAUACAUCAAUAAAUUUAUGACUCAUGUGACACGAUAUUAUUUUAUAAGAUGUAUAAAUUUUAUAAAUGAUUUCGUAUUUUUUAUGUUGUAAAAA